Molecule: messenger RNA, 2618 nt
Organism: Hibiscus syriacus
Lineage: Eukaryota; Viridiplantae; Streptophyta; Magnoliopsida; Malvales; Malvaceae
Product: serine/threonine-protein kinase BLUS1-like
Exons: 23
Coding region: 153-2333 (726 amino acids)
Biological process (GO): protein phosphorylation
Molecular function (GO): protein serine/threonine kinase activator activity; ATP binding; protein kinase activity
Source: RefSeq, a predicted model, not a curated record
UACCUUUUUCGCCUUCUCUCUGUUGACACCUUUCCUUGCUUUUCACUUCUCUUUAUCUCAUGUGAAUACAUUUCACUAUGGAUUUUAUGUUUGAAUUUAGGAUGUGGGUUUGAAAAGAUUUCAGUGAAGGAGAAGGAACGGUCUAAAUUAUAAUGGAGAAGAAGAAGUAUCCAAUUGGGCCGGAGUAUUAUAUACUGCAUGAGGAGGUGGGGCACGGUGUUAGUGCUUCCGUGCGCCGAGCUCACUGUAUACCUUUUGAUGAAGUUGUUGCAAUAAAAAUUCUUGAUUUUGAACGUGAUAACUGUGAUCUGAAUAAUAUUUUUCGUGAGGCACAAACAAUGGUCUUGGUUGACCAUGCAAAUGUUCUUAAAUCACAUUGCUCCUUUGUUAGCGAACAUAAUCUAUGGGUUGUCAUGCCAUACAUGUCUGGUGGAUCUUGUCUUCAUAUACUAAAGGCUGCAUAUCCUGAUGGUUUUGAGGAGGUAGUUAUAGCAACGGUACUUCGUGAAGUGUUGAAAGGUUUAGAGUAUCUUCAUCAUCAUGGGCACAUACAUCGGGAUGUUAAAGCUGGGAAUAUUCUCAUUGACUCCAAAGGUGGAAUCAAGUUGGGGGACUUUGGUGUUUCGGCUUGCAUUUUUGAUUCAGGUGAUAGGCAACGCAUGAGAAAUACAUUUGUAGGGACACCUUGCUGGAUGGCACCUGAGGUUAUGGAACAGCUGCACGGUUAUGAUUUCAAGGCGGAUGUCUGGUCGUUUGGUAUAACUGCACUAGAGCUUGCUCAUGGCCAUGCUCCUUUUUCAAAAUAUCCUCCAAUGAAGGUAUUGCUUAUGACUUUGCAAAAUGCACCUCCUGGCCUGGAUUAUGAAAGAGAUAAGAAGUUUUCUAAGUCUUUCAAGCAAAUGAUUGCUAGUUGCUUGGUGAAAGAUCCUUCAAAAAGACCUUCAGCAAAGAAGUUAUUAAAACAUCCUUUUUUUAAGCAAGCAAGGUCAAAUGACUAUAUAGCGCGAACACUUCUCGAUGGUUUGCCUGCUCUUGGUGACCGUAUCCAGGCAUUGAAGAGAAAAGAAGAAGAUAUGCUUGCACAAAAGAAAAUGCCAGAUGGUGAAAAGGAAGAAUUAUCACAGAGUGAAUAUAAACGUGGGAUAAGUGAAUGGAAUUUCAAUCUUGAAGAUGUGAAAGCUCAGGCUUCCCUGAUUCAGGAUGAAGACAUUAUAUCUGAAACUACCCAGGGAGGGAGUUCCAGUUCUUUGUGCAUGCUUGAUGGACAAGAGAAGCAAUCAGAAUUUCACCCUUCUCUGGCCACACAUAAGCUUCCACAGGAAGAUAAUUAUCUGGGCCAGAAUCAACCAGUUCCUUGUGCAGCAGUUGAACCAACAACAAAUAUUGCCAAAGCUAGGUCUGAAAGAUCGGAUGAUGACUCAAGCUUUGCUAGUCCCUCAAAUGAACUGAAUAUGAUUUCACCUUGUCAUGAUGAUCAUGUUGAAAGCCAUCUAGCAGAAAAGGCUGUUCUGGAGCUCAAUGGAAAAUUUUCUGAUAAUAUGAUCAAACCUUGUUAUCAAAGGGAAGCAGCUUUAGGGAGCAGCACAACACCAGAAACCCUUGUUCUUCCAAUUAAAGGAGAAAGUGAUAAGCAAAACCAGUCCCAUAAUAUUUCUGGUCUCAAUGGAGUGGUAGUAGAAGAGGAUACUAUUUCAGAGCUUCCUUCUAGGGCAUCUACUAAAUCAUCAGCAGUGAACAGUGAUGACAUUGAAGAGAAAGUAAAGCCACCUGUUGUUCAGCAAAGGGGCCGUUUUAAGGUUACAUCUGAGAACCUUCAAUUGGAGAAGGUUGCGGCAUCUCCUGUGCUACAAAAGAGUCACAGCAUGCAGUACAUGGGCCCACAUCCUUCCCUUUCAGCAGCAGCACUAUCAGUAGUAAUGCCGUCCGAUGCUGCAUCGUCAUCAUCAGCUCCUGCUACUGCAUCAUCAACCCCUCCGGCCACAUCAUCAGCUCCAGCUAAUCAUCUUUUUCCAUUGUUGCAGUCCGUUUUGCAUACAAACAUUCUUCAAAGGGAUUAUAUUCUCAAUCUAAUGAAGCAAAUUUCUGGUUGCGACUCUACAGCCAACCGUCCAUUUGAGGGAGCAUGCAUGCCAACCAAUUUGGCGGUCUCAGACAAAUCUUUGUUGGAAGUAGCUCAUGAUAGGGAGAAGGAGUUGCUUCAUGAAAUAUCGGAGUUGCAGUGGAGGCUCAUUUGUGCUCAAGAAGAACUGCAAAAAUAUAAAACAGAUAACGCUCAGUUCAGGUGUAAAUUUAUUUCAAACCGGAGCAUUGACGGAGGCAAUGUGAUCUCUUAAACCGUACAAUUCUAGCAAAAGCUAAAACUGGAAAAAUAUUAGAAACAAAUAUGAUCAAAAGACAGGAUUUGGUAGCUCGAUAUUCGCUUUGGUAUAAACGUCACGGUUUAAAGCGGUUGAGACUAGAACCCUAAACCUGUUGGAGACUAGUUUUUAAUGGUGACUAUGAAUCAAUUAAGCUUGGAAUUUAUAGAUUAUAGGUUGAUGCUUUCUUUUACCAUAUAUAGGUUGUUUCACAGUAUUUGCUGAUAAGAAAAUUUAUUUGAAACUGCCUGAUUUGUUGUA